Molecule: messenger RNA, 489 nt
Organism: Anneissia japonica
Lineage: Eukaryota; Metazoa; Echinodermata; Crinoidea; Comatulida; Comatulidae
Exons: 4
Source: RefSeq, a predicted model, not a curated record
GUGGAAUGUUUUGAGAGUGUUUGUUUAGUGUGUGUCAACCAAACCAUCUGGCUGACCACUGGUGGUGUUUUCCCUUCAUCCUGUUUGAGGUUAUUUCAUCUUAAUAUUGACGGAAAACAUACACUUCAAGAGCAUAUGAUCAGAGUAUCAGGUUCACAUGUCAGAGGUCACAUAAGCACCUUGUGUUCUAUAGCUGAUGUUGGCAUUGCAGGUGCUUUUUACCAAUGCCAGUUUAACAGGUCAACUCUUUUUCAUAUACCUUUGGAUAUUUUUAGCAGUAAUAUACCAACUGAAGUCUGUGAAGUUGGCAUCUACCCUGGUAAGGUUUCAUCCGUCCUUGAAGUCACUGGCACACAGCAUUGGAUUGUGGGAUUGUCUAAAGACGAUGUUGUAUUUGGAAACCUUAAAUUGGGACAGAUUGUUAAGUGCAUAUCAUGGCCAACACCUUUCCCUGAAGCACCUGAAUGCCUAAAAGCUUCCACUGAAGGG